AUGCCAACGACAUACGUCAGAAAAUCACAGCGAGCUUCAUACUCUCAACAAGACUUAAAUAACGCUAUCGAAAAAGUUAGACGAAAAGAGCUAACUAACGGUGAAGCAUCACGAAUAUAUGGUAUCCCAACUUCUACACUCAAUGACAGGGUGAGACAAAAAACAGGUCACUUGAGUACUAGCCUUGGUAGGCCAACAAUCAUUCCAGCCGAAAAGGAAAAGUCAUUAGCGGACUGUCUUCGCACUAUUGAAAAGUGGGGCUGGGGGCUCUCGCGAAAGGAAAUUUUAGAUCUGGUCCAGCAAUUCAUACAAAGGAAUAGGUUAUCGACUCCAUUUCGCAAUGGCAGACCCGGUAAGGAUUGGUUUAUUGGGUUUCGAAAACGGCAUCACUUAUCCAUCAAAAAACCACAAUCGGUGGAAUAUCUACGCAAACAAUGUACAGACCCUUUUGUAACAAGCGAGUAUUUUUCACUAUUGGGAGACACUUUAACAAAGUUGAAACUUGAUGACCCUCACAGGAUUUGGAAUCUAGACGAAACAUCUGUCUGUUUAGAUCCGACUAAAACCAAAAUAGUUGGUGCAGUUGGUGCGCCUUGCGUAAGAACAACGACUGGCAAUGGCAGAGAGAAUAUUACCGUUUUGGCAGCCGUAAAUGCAGCUGGUAAAAAAAUAAAUCCGCUGUUAAUAUAUAAAGGCAAGAAUAUGUAUGAGCAGUGGAUAGCAAAACCUAAACCGGAGCAUGAUUUCGAAGUUGCCUAUGCUGCAACUAAACGUGGGUGGAUUGACACAGAAACAUUUUACAAUUAUAUGUCAAAAAUAAUGAUUCCAAGUUUGGGUCAUGAAAGACCUGUACUAAUUAUUUAUGAUGGUCAUACAACUCACCUCGAUGAAAGGGUAAUAAAAUUAGCCGUUGAGAAUGAUAUAACUAUUUUGAAAUUGCCUGCACACACAUCCCACUUAUUGCAGCCGCUGGACCUGGCAGUUUUUAAAUCGUUUAAAAACGCGUGGGACAUGAAGCUUGUUGACUGGCAACGACAAAAUGUAGGCAAGAAAAUUCAAAAACAACAAUUUGCCGAUUUGUUUGCAGAUGCUUGGCACCAAAUGACACCAAAGGUUAUACAAAGUGGAUUUAAAAAAGGAGGUAUCUACCCUUUUAACCCAACAGUUAUCCCAAAGGAAACAUAUGACCCAAAUUCUUACAAAAGAUGGACAGAACAUGUAUCUAAACAAAGUGUGAUACCUCUUACCAAGCUAUGCCUAGGUGUUAUAAAUAAAUAUAUGACUGAGACUGACUCACCCACCGUUUCAUUUGAGCAACUGUUACUUGAAAAAGUCACACAGCAACCUCGAACACAGUCCAAUAAAACCAUGCACAAAUUGAAACGCGUUGCUACAGGCGCUGAAGUUAUAACACAUACCUUGAUAGAACAACAAAAAACAAGAGAAAUAGGUGAGGACAAACACAUACACAAAUCAAAAAAGACAAACAAACCUGAUUUAGACAAAAAAAAGAAAAUAGCCAGAAAAGCCCAACCAACGCCUAAUGCACAUAGUAAAAAACAUGAUUCUAACACUUCCGACACUGAAAUAGCAGGGCCCUCUGGAUUACAACUAAACGUAGUGCUCCACGACCUUAAGCAUGCGCAAGCACUGCAAACUGUCCAAAAUCCAGUAGGCUCUGACUCGCCGACAAAAUUGUACGCAGACUUGGGAGACGCGCAUUAG
This is a messenger RNA of Cydia strobilella, 1725 nucleotides long. RefSeq names its product tigger transposable element-derived protein 1-like. Gene Ontology annotation, cellular component: nucleus. Gene Ontology annotation, molecular function: DNA binding. The record is from RefSeq and is a predicted model, not a curated record. Bases 1 to 1725 code for a protein of 574 amino acids. The transcript is spliced from 2 exons. Lineage: Eukaryota; Metazoa; Arthropoda; Insecta; Lepidoptera; Tortricidae.